AUGAAGGGAGUCGUCGAAUGGCGGGACUCAAGCCUGCGCUGGCGCUCUACAGCCCUUAGGAGCUUCCAGCUCUUCUGCAACGAGAAGAAUUUGAAUUGGCAGCGUGCUGAAAGAGGGACGGUAAUUCCAAAGCAUAAGUUUGUCCUUGUGAAAUUCGAUACACAAUAUCCGUAUGGUGAGAAACAAGAUGAGUUUAAAAAGCUGGCAGAGAGCUCAGGCUCCAGUGAAGAUCUUCUGGUGGCUGAAGUGGGAAUAUCAGAUUAUGGUGAUAAACUGAACACUGAGCUGGGAGAAAAGUACAAGCUGGAUAAGGAAAAGUUCCCUGUUUUUUACUUGUUCCAGGAUGGUGACUUUGACAAUCCCUUACCUUACAGCGGCCAAAUCAAGGCCAGGGCUAUUCAGCGCUGGCUGAAGAGUAACGGCAUCUAUCUGGGGAUGCCAGGCUGCCUGAAAGAGUACGACAUGCUGGCCAGCAAGUUUGUGAGCACUACUGAGAAAUCGGAACGCCAGUCCCUCCUGAAAAAGGGGCAAGAGAGUUUAGAAAAAACAAAAGAAACCGAGAAGAAGUCAGCCGAGCAAUACUUGAAAAUUAUGAGCAAGAUGCUGGAGCAGGGAGAAGAGUUUGCUGCUAAUGAAGUCAUCCGAAUCACAAAACUGAUCGAGAAGAACAAAAUGAGUGAUGGAAAAAAGGAGGAGCUCCAGAAAAGCCUCAACAUCCUUGCUUCUUUCCUGAAGAAGAAUAAUGAAAAAGAUGAGCUCUGAUAUGUUGGAGAACUUUGUACAAGCUGUGAAACACUGUCAAGAGUCCUAACCAGUUCUCCUUAUGCAAGCAAACUUCCCGCUGACUUCAAGAGAGCAGCAGAUUUCCUUCUGGUAUUCUCAGUUUAGAAGAUCAAGAGGAAGACAUUCCUUAAAAACACAGUAUUCUAUAUGUUGGAAAAAUCACCUUAAAGCAAGAUGCCAGCAUUGUGUAAUAUCAUUCAAUAACAGUGUUAAAGUAGACCAAAAAAAAAAAGCACUAGAUUGGCCUGAAGCA
Molecule: messenger RNA, 1036 nt
Organism: Nipponia nippon (crested ibis)
Lineage: Eukaryota; Metazoa; Chordata; Aves; Pelecaniformes; Threskiornithidae
Source: RefSeq, a predicted model, not a curated record